Messenger RNA from Phragmites australis (common reed), 3489 nucleotides. Its product is annotated as putative disease resistance protein RGA1. The record is from RefSeq and is a predicted model, not a curated record. Gene Ontology annotation, molecular function: ADP binding; protein binding. NCBI's taxonomy places the organism in Eukaryota, Viridiplantae, Streptophyta, Magnoliopsida, Poales, Poaceae. The transcript has 4 exons. Gene Ontology annotation, biological process: defense response to fungus. The coding region runs from base 43 to 3489 and encodes 1148 amino acids.
UCGGUGAGAAAGCUGAGAGACGGCGCAAAGAAUACCGUCACUAUGGCGGACGUUGUGGGGUUGCUCGCCUCGGCCAUCGUUACGCAGGUGGGCGCAGAGCUCGGUUCUGCCAUCGGGGAUCAGGUCACCAUUCUGUGCAACGUCAAGGACGACAUGGAGGACAUGAAGGAGACGCUGCUGUCCAUGGCGGCGGUGCUCAAGGACGCUGAGAGGCGGUCGGUCAGGGAGCAGGCAGUACGGCUGUGGCUGAAGCGACUCAAGGACGCCGCCUACAACAUCUCCGACAUGCUCGACCAGUUCGAGGAAGACUCUAAACAAGCCGAUGGAAAGAUGCUAGGAAUGCUAUCAUGCCUCCCAAUUACAUGCAAGAAGAUCGUCCUGGCUAAUAGGAUGAAAAAGAUGAGAGGGGAUUUGAGGAGGAUUGAUGAGCAGCAAAGGAGUUUCAAUUUCACACGGAGCACCAGCGCUAGUAUUGACCAGCAGCACCAUGAUCAGCGUCGUCGAACAUCAUCUGAAGUAAAUGACGCAGAUAUCGUAGGGAGGGAUGGAGAAAAGCAGGCAAUCAUAGGCAUGUUAUCUGCAAGUGAAAAUAAACAGGAGACCAUGAUUGUUCCUAUCUAUGGCCUUGGAGGGAUGGGCAAGAGUACCUUGGCAGGGCUGGUUUAUAAUGACAACCAAUUCAUCAAGAAGUAUGAUCAUCGAGUAUGGGUUUAUGUGUCCCAGGUAUUUGAUUUGGAGAAAAUAGGAUGGUCUAUAAUUUCUCAACUACAAAAAACGGGAAACCAACAGAAUACAGAUAUGGAGUUGAUAAACCAGAGCCUUGAUGAUCUGCUUCCUAACAAGAAGAUUCUGAUUGUUUUAGAUGACAUAUGGGAAGAAAAUGACUUUGAGUUGGAGAAAUUGAAGCGAAUGCUUCGUGUGGGCAAAAAGGGCAUCAUGAUAGAUGUCAUAGUAACCACACGCAAGGAAGAUAUUGCAAAGAAAAUUUGUACCAAGGAGCAAUACAAGCUAGAGCCCUUGCAAGAUGACAUGUGCUGGUGUAUAAUAAAAAGAUUCAGUCAAUUACAACGUAAAACUAACAAAGAACAACAUGAGCGUAUAGGACAAGAGAUUGCAAAGAAAUGCGGGGGUGUUGCUUUAGCUGCUCAAGCACUUGGAUACAUGCUAGAAUCUAAGGAUCUGCAUGGGUGGUCAGAAGUGAACAAUAGUGAUAUCUGGAAGGAAUCGUCUGAAGAUGAAUAUUCACCACAUAGUACAGUGCUUCCGUCCUUGAAGUUAAGUUUUGAAAGCAUGCCACCACGUCUGAGGUUAUGCUUUUCAUAUUGUGCCAUCUUCCCAAAAGGCUAUGAUAUUAUUGAAGAUGAUUUGAUUUACCAAUGGACUGCUCUCGAUUUCAUUGAGCCAUCCAGGGGCAAGGAAUACAUGAAGCAACUUUUUGGGAUGUCCUUCCUUCAACAUUCGAAGUUGCCUUCGACUUCUGGAAAGCAAGUGGUGCGGUACACCAUGCAUGACCUAGUGCAUGACCUGGCAAGAUCAGUGAUUGGUGAUGAGCUAAUUGUUUCUGAUGCUGCAACAAAGAGCAGUUCAAUUGAGCAGAAAUACUGUCGGUAUGCAUUGCUCACAAAUUAUGACAAGCGAACAAAGUUGUCAAAUAUUUUGCCCAAGAAAGUUAGGGCACUUCAUUUUCUAAAUAGCAGCAAACUGGGUCUCCCUGCUGGUGCAUUUUCAUUUGCAAAGUGCUUGCGUAUUUUGGAUUUCAGUGAAUGCUCUAGUAUAAUGUUGCCGGCCUUUAUUGGCCAACUGAAGCAGCUGAAGUGUCUUAUUGCUCCAAGAAUGCAAAAUGAGAGGCUCCCAGAGUGUAUUACUGAACUCUCAAAACUGCAGUACCUAAACCUGCAUGGAUCUUCUCAAAUUUCUGAACUACCUGAAUCAAUUGGCAAACUCGGUUGUCUAGUAUAUCUGGGUUUGUCAGGGUUUUCUGGUAUAUCAAAACUGACAGAAUCAUUUGGUGACUUAAAAAGUAUGGUGCAUCUUGACAUGUCAGAUUGUUCUUGGAUAAGAGAACUUCCAGACUCACUUGGUAAUCUCACAAAUCUGCAGCAUAUUGAAUUAUCUCAAUGCUACGAUGUCAAAGUCAUACCAGAGUCUUUUUCUGGCCUCACACAACUCCAGUAUUUGAACUUAUCAUCUUGUCGUUAUCUUCGACAGCUACCAGAAGCUAUAGGCAGCCUCGUCAAUCUUAAUUAUUUAAACAUGUCAUAUUGUAGGCAAAUUAGAGAACUGCCAGAGUCAUUUAAGAAUCUCCGAAAUUUGUUGCAUCUCAAUUUGACGAACUGCCGCAUUGUGAAAGGGUUGCCGAGAGCUCUGCGUGGCCUCACCUUACUAGAACAUUUGGAUAUGUCAAAUAUUCGUUGGGCUGUUGUGAAUAAGGAUGAUCUAUCUAAUGCUAUGAGAAACCUCACCAAUCUCAAGUAUUUGAACUUAUCACACAGCUUAUCUGGACUCUUAGUUAUUGAAAUUUAUGGUACGAUUGUUGAUUUAUUUGAUACCCUUACCAAUCUGGAGCAUCUGGACCUAUCCUUGAAUCGUACACUCUUGUAUCUACCAGAAAGUAUUGGUAACCUCAAAAAGUUGCGUACGCUGGAUCUCUCAGGUUGCUCUGCGCUCAAGUCCCUACCAGAGAGUGUAGGUGCAAUUGGGCUGAAGUCUCUAUUGAUGGAGGGGUGCUCAGAUGAACUGAUAGAUCAGGCCAAUUCUCGGUUGCACUAUUCACUAAUAUUACCACUCUUCAAGGUUCGUGCUGAUCAUGUCAGUGCUUGCAGCAAUCUUAAUAUGCUCGAGGGUGUAAAUGUGGGUGAGUUAAGAAUACGUGGUCUUGAAAAUGUAAGGUUUCUAGAAGAAGCACGUAAAAUUAAGUUGUUGGACAAAUCAAAUCUUUCAGAAUUGACAUUGGCUUGGACCGUGCAUGCUGAUCGACUUCUAGAUGACAAUGAUUUGUUGGGACAACUAGUGCCACCUAGUGGUCUGAAGUACAUGACUCUAGAAGGUUAUAUCAGAACAAGCUUUCCUAGUUGGUUCAUGGGCAUUUCUCAUCAUCUCCCGAACCUUCAUUUUAUUAGCUUGGAUAAUCUGCCAGCAUGUAGAAACCUGCCACCACUUGGACAGUUACCGAACCUAGCAAGGCUGUUCCUCCAUAUGUUGCCCGGCAUUACAAAAAUCGACAGGGAUUUCUGCCGUGGAAAAGGAGCAUUCCGUCGAUUGACAGACGUCAUGAUCUCAAUGAUGGAAGGAUUAGAGGAGUGGAACACAACAUACUCUGGUGAGGAUGGUGUGGAGGAGCUCAUGUUCCCUAUGCUAGAUGAACUGGAGGUCCUGGAUUGUCCAAGGUUGAGGUUGAAACCAUGCCCACCAACAUUUCGUGAGUGCCUAAUAUGGACGAGCAACCGGGUUAUAUCUUCAUUGGAGGAGAGAGCAUGCGGCACCUUGUGA